Molecule: messenger RNA, 1024 nt
Organism: Ziziphus jujuba (common jujube)
Lineage: Eukaryota; Viridiplantae; Streptophyta; Magnoliopsida; Rosales; Rhamnaceae
Product: probable leucine-rich repeat receptor-like protein kinase At1g35710
Exons: 4
Coding region: 1-573 (190 amino acids)
Biological process (GO): protein phosphorylation
Molecular function (GO): ATP binding; protein kinase activity
Source: RefSeq, a predicted model, not a curated record
AUGAGGAAAAACAAGAGCUUAACAGGAUUAAGUUCUACUAUAAUUCAUAGAGACAUAGCAAGUAAGAAUGUUCUAUUGGAUGAUGAAUAUGAAGCUCACAUUUCUGACUUUGGUUCCGCUAUAAGUUUAGAUCCAAACACAUCAAAUUGGACUCCAUUUGCAGGAACCUUUGGAUACUCUGCCCCAGAGCUUGCUUACACAAUGGAAGUAAAUGACAAGUGCGAUGUGUACAGCUUUGGGGUUGUAGUAUUGGAGCUGAUCAUGGGAAAACAUCCAGGAGAUCUUAUCUUGUCUCUGUCAGCAUCAACAUCGUCAUCAUCAACACCAGCUGUUCAUCAAAUUCUGCUAAAGGAUUUAUUGGAUCAACGUCUCUCACCUCCAAAAAGGCAAGCAGGAGAGAAAGUUGUCUCCAUUGUGAACAUAGCAUUUGCAUAUCUGCAACCAAGUCCACGGUCUCGGCCAACUAUGAAGCAAGUCGCUGAUAAGCUAUCAAGUUCUUUACCAUCGUUAUCAGAGCCUCUUCAUGCUAGUACAUUGAGGCAGCUGCUUGAUCCCCCAACUUGGAUAUACUGAAAGGAAAGCAUCCAACCAAGGGAUCUAAUCUCGUCUCUAUCAACAUCAUCAUUAUCAUCACCACCAGUUGUUUAUUGAAUCACCGCCUCUCACCUUCAAAUUAUCAAGUAUAAGAAAAAGUUGUCUCCAUUGCAACUCCAGCAUUUGGUUUUAUGCAUUCAAGUCCAUGGUGUCUGCCAACUUUGGUACCAUCCAAAUUAAAGCCGCUCUGUACCAUUGCACCGUUGCAAUGUUUGAAAUUAGUUGCAGCUUUUCCUUUUCUUCAUAUUAUCUAUGUGUUUGUGACAUCUUUUUCUCUGUUGUGACAUGUCUCAUUGAGUCAGCAAAUUUGGUUUUUAAUAGCUUAAUGGAGAAACUACAUCACAUAUUGUCUUGUUUUUAUUUCACUUUUACACGUUUUAAACCCGGAUUCUUAAAUUAAUUAUAAAGAUCUUUAAUAGAAAAACUGUUA